Paracoccidioides brasiliensis Pb18 is the source of this 4311-nucleotide messenger RNA. RefSeq lists its product as uncharacterized. The record is from RefSeq and is a predicted model, not a curated record. Gene Ontology annotation, cellular component: mitochondrion; cell cortex. The transcript has 2 exons. Gene Ontology annotation, biological process: microtubule cytoskeleton organization; dynein-driven meiotic oscillatory nuclear movement; establishment of mitochondrion localization. Gene Ontology annotation, molecular function: tubulin binding; phospholipid binding. Bases 1 to 4311 code for a protein of 1436 amino acids.
AUGGCCUCCGACUAUGAGGCGGAUUAUGCAUACCUCGCACAGUCCCUCCCCACCCCGAAUGACACCCCUUACAGAAACCCUUCAAGUCCAAUGUCACGCCGGCCCUCCCUUCACCGGCGGGAUUCCUCCCCCGGCCCCUCCUCGUCUCCCACACGGUUCUCCUCCUCCAACCGCUAUGAAACAGAUGGCCCUUCCAGCCCAGUUGACGCCGCAAACGACGAGACCAUAUCCCCCCUAGACCCACGUCGCUUCACACCAACGCUCCAUGCAUCUCUCGUGUCAGAAAUCCUGUCCCUCCGCCGCGACAUGGAGGCGAAAACCCGUGCCAUCGAUACGCUGGAGAUCACCCUCGAAACCGCAAAGGCGGAAGCAGACUCCCUCAACGAAAUGCUGGCCAAAAGCACCAAGGAAAGCCGCUCGCUGAAGCGGCAGAUGCAGGUGCUGGAAGGUGGGUCUGUGUCCGCCAUGGCUGAAUUGUCCAAGGAGCGCGAUGAGGCAUUGGAGAACAUUGCGGAUUUUCGAAAGAGGCUGGAGCAGUCACAGAAGAGGGUGAGGACGCAGGAGGAGGAGAUAGAGAGGGCGCAGACGCUGUGGGAGCGAGAUAAGAUGAAUUGGGAAAAGGAGAGGAGGAGCUGGGAGAGGAAGGUUCACGUUGUAGAGGGGAGAUUGAAGGUUGUUAUUAAUGAGGUUGCGGCGGCACAGGCGGCUGGGUCCUAUCCCUGGCCUCUGGGUGCUGAUGGUGACUUUGAUGAUGCCAUUCGCGAUGGCAUGACGACUAGGGGCAGUGAUACCAACAGCAUUCGCUCAAACAGUAUCUUGGAAUGCCGUCGGACGAGUACGGCCAGUGUUAGUACCCAUGACGGUGAUCCGUAUAAUCUUCGAUAUUCGGUUAUGAGCAUGGCCAAUGGCUAUGGAUCGAAUAAGACCGAUGGGCUAAAUUUGGCGGAUGAACUUGCCUUUGACGAGGAAGAGGAGGAUACAUUGGGUUUGGAUGACAGGCCUGAUUCAAGAUGUACAGUUUCGGACGAAAGGGCUAUGUCAAUGCAGUCACGACGCAUGAGCAUGGUUGCCCGACGUACUGUGGACAUGUCGGUUGAUGGGUCGGAAAGAUUUGGCACCCCCGACGUUCUCGAACAUCCGAAGAAUCUGGAUGUGAUUCGCGACAUUGAGGACGAUGAGAAGACGACCAUUGCCGCACCACUAUUCGAAUAUAGGGAUGUAGGGAUCCAAUAUACUCCACCUCCUUCCCCGAAGAUGAUCGCUUCUGAUCCCGAUGACUCGAUUAUUCCCGUCGAGCCUAUAAUUGUUGAGGACCCACCAACCGCUAGUUGCAAAAAUGAUGCAAAUCAGGGGAGAAAGCGCGUGUGUUCGAACAAGGAAACGCCUGUUUACCAAUCGAAAGACAGCAGUACAGUAACCAUGGCUGCUCUCACCAUAUCCUCCUCGUGUCAAACAACAGCAGAGUUUCACAGCCCUCCAGGAACUCCAGAGAUGGAGGAGACUACUCCAGAAGACUCCACGCCCACGCCCGUACUAACGGCCUCUUUGGAUCCCCCGCUUCCAACUCCUGUAGUCGCAACAGCUUCCAUCUCAACUCAAACGGACGAUGUAAUAAUCAUGGACGAGGAAACCCAACAACUAAAAGAAACCGUAAGCAAGGAGAUGCCGCCAAUCCCCAUGAUCACAAUUGAACCCCCGGGCUCAAACCCACCCUCCGCAAGGAACAGUGUCGUCUUACCCCCACAAACAAAGAGCAUAUCAUGCCAAACCAAUAUCCAAUCACUUGUUGAACUGAGGUCGUGCGGCAUGCAAACCGAAGAAAUCCGCAUUGACCAACGAGCUGUGAAGCUUCCCGCAAAGCUCCUCCCGUCUGCCAUUACGGACCGUCCACAUCCACAACCACAUCCAACCAGCUCAGGUUCCACGAAGCUACCAUCACCACCCCCGAUCCGGGCAUUCCGCGUCCCACCCCCUAAAUCCGCAAAAAGAAGACUCCGCAAUCCACCACCAGUUGAUCCUCCAGAACCCGCAAGGACACCCUCCACCAGCAAAGAGCCCGGGAAGUUCCAAGCAUAUCCCGGAAACAACGAUAACGGUCCUCUCUCUGAAGAUGUAGACGUGAAGCCGGACAUCCGACGACCGUUUAGGAGUAGCAGUUUAUUUGCCGGAUUUGAAAAUGUCAGUGACGAUGAUGAAUGGCCCGAGCCACCCGAGGAUAUGUUUAGCGAUGAAGAGCUUUUUAAUCGCCCGUUGGCAUCUUACACGCUGCAAUCCGGGAAGCUGGUUACCAAGCCCUCCCCGUCGAUAUUGGACGAUAACCUACUCGAAGAGCGUGGACAGCGUGCGGAACGCCCGGCAAAUGAAGAAGAAGAUGAGCAACCUUCGCCAAAGUCCAUUCGUUCACCACACGCUCCACAUGCGCCAGCAUCAUCAUCAUCCUUAAUUUCUCAGCAGCAACGGCCCAUGGCCGCCUCUGCCUCCGCCGUUGUUGGCAAAUCAGCAGCCCCAGUCAAACGACCGCCCAGACCCCUGAGACUGGGCAAUGUCGCGAAGCAACCUGACAUUCGCCGCACAGCCAUGAUCUCUAGCUCCACAGCCGCUCACCAGGCAUAUAGGCCACGCAGCCCCAGUGCUCCCAGCAUCGGCAGCAGCGCAGCGUCCACCACAGCUUCCAAACCCCCUUUCCCAGUCCCCAUUCGAUUGAGCUCGCGCAAAAUUCCCAUCAGCGCAAGUGAAGGAGCCCAAAGCCCCACGCCGUAUGGUAACGGGAACUUCCCGGAGCGCGAUGGCCGGUUGUCGCUGUCGAAGGAACCUCCGCUGCGUAAAGUGCGUUCUGCAGCUGUUGUGUCGAGGAGACAUAAGCAUGGGAAUGGGCAUGGACAUCCGAAUGGCCAUCACCGGCUGGAUCGCCAGCAGAGUCGUUCGCCGCCAGCCAUGUCGGCGACGUCCUCUGCGUGCCCUGAAAGUCCUCAGUUGCCGCCCAUGCCCUUUGACGAAAUUACGGCUCCACGAGGUAAGCGUGGGCCUGGCACACUGCAGUCCAAUCGAUACCCCCCACCUGCUGCCCGCUCACAUCGGCGGCAGGAGUCGAGUGCAGCGACAUCGGUGUCCGCGUCGGUACAACAGACUAGCGUUGUUGAUGCGAUUGCACAGACUAUGGUGGGUGAGUGGAUGUGGAAGUAUGUAAGGAGACGAAAGUCGUUUGGGAUGACGGAGAAUAACAGAGAUGGGUGGGAGUUGGGGAAAUCUAGUGAGGAGGUUUCUGCGAAUAUCACGGGGAAUGGCGUUAGGCAUAAGAGGUGGGUAUGGCUUGCACCUUAUGAGAGGGCCGUAAUGUGGAGUAGUAAACAGCCCACGAGCGGAUCUGCAUUGCUGGGGAAAAGCGGUCGAAAGCUAACGAUCCAGUCCGUCCUCGACGUCAAGGAUGACAACCCGUUGCCCAAGGGUGCCGGCCCUGGUAACCAUUUCAGCCGCUCGAUCCUAAUCCUCACUCCUCAACGCGCACUCAAGUUCACAGCAAUGACACUGGAACGUCAUUUCGUCUGGUUAACAGCCCUUUCCUUCCUGAGUCACUCAUCCAUAGGCGCAAACGAGCUUGCCACGCUUCCCCCCGUGCCGCACGAAGAGUACCACCCACCCUCGAGCUCCUCGCUCCGCCGCAAUCCAAUCCGCGACUCCAUCCGCGUAGCAAAAGGUAAAACUAAACCAACAGCAAACCGCACCUUCGCCUCCCAUUCCCAUUCCCAUCCCACCGCCGUCCCCGAACUUCCCUACGACAAAGCCAUCGACGCCGCAAACGAGCCAAUUACGGACGCCGCAGAUCCACCCAAUGUGCCACGGUUUUCUUCCCACUCCCGCAAGCGGAGCAACACAGCACCACGACUGCCCCCCAGCACGUUCAGGUCCUUCUCAAACCACACAGCGGCCCCGUCAACAUACAGCGCCACCACGGCCGGGUCGUCGGAUCUCUACUCACCCUCGACUAUUGGGUUGUCUGGCAUCCAUAGCGGGCAGAGUAGCUUUAGCCAUCGUACCUCCGAUGCUAGUGGACCGUCCAGUGUUGGUAUGAGUAAUUUCUUCGAGGCGGUGGGGACGAUGAGGAUGGAGGCAUUUGUGGAUCGAAGUGAAGUUGCCCGUCAACGGGGUUAUGGUCAUGGUUAUAUUUAUCGAUCACGGCACGGCGGAGGCGGUGGUGGGAGAAAAAGAAGGGAAGCCCAUUAUUGGCCGCCGAAAAGCCCCGAUGCCGAUCUUUACGGAUCGGAAGACGGGGAUACGUUGUUUCGCAAUGAGGAUCCCUUUCGAGAGUUCUGA